This is a messenger RNA of Morone saxatilis (striped sea-bass), 2662 nucleotides long. RefSeq names its product cholecystokinin-like. Lineage: Eukaryota; Metazoa; Chordata; Actinopteri; Moronidae. Bases 67 to 465 code for a protein of 132 amino acids. Gene Ontology annotation, molecular function: neuropeptide hormone activity. Gene Ontology annotation, cellular component: axon; extracellular region. The transcript has 4 exons. The record is from RefSeq and is a predicted model, not a curated record. Gene Ontology annotation, biological process: digestion.
ACACUGGAGGAGAAAAGCUCAACAUCUUCAGUCAUCCUCUCCUGGUUCUCGCCAACUACUGCAGUCAUGAAUGUAGGUAUCUGCGUGUGUGUUCUCCUGGCUGCUUUGUCCAGUGGUUCCUUGAGUCUGCCCUCACACGCCAUGUCACAGAGAGCUGAGGGUGAGGCUCUCUCGUCAGACAGCCUGCCUCAAUACCACACACGCCAGGCCCGCUCAGCUCCAGCACCCCCCUCAGGGCAGCUACCCAACUACAACCAACCCCAGGAGGACGCAGACGCCCAAAACAGCCUGAGCCAGCUCCUGGCCAGACUCAUCUCCAGAAAAGGCUCUCCCUACCAGACCAGAUCAUCCCUCACCAGCAGAGCCAGUGGUCUAGCCCCCGGCCACAGGAUAAAGGACAGAGAUUACCUUGGCUGGAUGGACUUUGGACGACGCAGUGCAGAGGAGUAUGAGUACUCCUCCUAAAGGCAUGGCUUGCUUGAGUUACAACCCACAACACCGUCAAUAAAAGCCCCCCAAAAUAAUAAGCCCUUUUCACACUGCACUUACUGUAACCAAGGGGCUGACUUGACUGGAGCCUAGAAUGAGCUAAGCAUCAUUAUAUAAGCAGAAAAAGUCCAAAAGGAAUAUCCUGCAAUCAGUGGACCUUUGAUCUCCUUGAAUCUCCAUGCUGAAGUAAAGAACACUUUUCUAAUCACUCCCCACAGUAUGUCAGAAUUAUAUUUAAGCACAAAAUUGAAAGGAUGAGGCUGAAAAUAUUCUAUAUGGUUGUUAUUGUAAGGGAAUCCUAAAACCAACAGUGAGUUAGUCCAUUUCUCUGUCUGUGGCUCCCAUUGGCUCUUAUUGAAGCUAUAAAUCAUUAAAAACAAAACGCAAAUGCAUAGUUUUAUCCAAAUACAGGGAUGUGUAUUCGUAACAAACUAUUUUAAGCAGUAGAUUGAUACAGAUUUGGUGCUCUAGUAAAUAUUUCUGGCUGCAGGAAGGUGUAUGUGGGAUUGAGACAAAAUAAACUACAGUGUGUGUCAUAGUAAUGAAGGGCACGUCAACCAGUGCAACUGUGGCCCAUUUAUAGAUUUUAAAUUUAAUUCAUUGUUGGUAUUAGUGUUUUCAUUUAUUUGCUGACAAUAAGAAAAAUAUAGAACCCAACAGGAGUCAAACACAAGGUAAUUUUCUAAAGUUAACAGCUCAGCAGACUCUUAAGCAACAUUGACCAAUAUCAGUUUUUUAAUGGAUAUAAUUAAUAAAUAGAGGAAGUAACUGACAAUCAAGCAAGAAGUUCCUCUGAAUCUAAAUUUCAGCCUCAUAUCAGUGAGAAACCAGUGUCUUAGGACUCAAAUAUAUGUCACUCGCAUUUUAAUGACAAUUCAGAAUGUAUUGAAGGUCUUACAGUGGACCUUAAUGAGCCACCUAGGGGUCUUUAGCAAAUUGGACCAAAAGUUGGAUUUAAGUCUGUAUCUUUGAUUGGUACCUUAACGUUCUCAGCUAAGUGCACAGUAAAAAGUAUUUUCAUAUAAUAGCAACUGCAACUGCGGAAAACAACAGUAUGAUACAACAUUAAAAAUCUAGCUGAGGUUAAAAUCAUAGUAUCAGUAUGGAGUGAGUAAGAUUGUCUCUGGAUGGGGGGGUUGAAACACCCCUACCCUGCCUGCUGACGGUAACCCUGGGCUAAACAUGUGCAGUGUGAAAAGCAUGAGAUAUGUUUUAGGAAGCACAAGGUGUUGUCUGCUGUAUAUGCUUGGGAGUCUCCCUAUCAUUGCAUAAUGGACCUUGGUAGCAGAUAAAUCAGGAUUACAAGUACUGUAGAUAUGAAUAGAAGAGUGUUUUUGUUCUUUUUUGAAAGAUUACUAUAUAUGUAUGUAUGCAUUCUUGAAGGUUAAGUCUGUGUAACACAUAAUAUGUUUCUACAAACUUUCAGAUUCAAUAAAAAUCAAAAUAAAGCUCCAUUUUCCUCUGAUGUCAGCAAGAAAUGCUAAUGCAUUUGUUUGGGAUUAUGAUGUUAUUAUGUUUCGAGGGCACAGUUGGUGGGCUGAUCCCAAGCUUUUUAUGUAGCUGCUGCUUGUGUUCAGGAGUGUUAGCAGAGAAAUACUGGACUGUCUGUGUGUCCUUCCACAUGAGCAUUUUCCUGUAUCCUGAGCAGGGUGUAAAUUUAACUAAUCCUGUUUUAAAAGCAGCUCUGAAACACAACUUAAAUUUCAAUUUGAUCUGAUUCAUGGCCAGUAAUGUUAGUGCGUUAGUAGUGCUGUAAAGAACAACAUAUCUGUCCUCCUGGAAAAUAAAACCAAGCUUUGAUACACUGCAGGCAGUGAAGGGAUACUUGCACGCAUGAUUUUAUGCCUACAGGUGAAUUAAAUCAAAUGCUAAUGAAGAGCAAAGACCAAAAUGGUGGACAUCAAGUGGAAGUGAAGGAAUCUCUGCCACACAGCUGAACAUAAACCUGAAUGCACACAGUUGUAGAAAAAAAAAUAAUCAAAUCAAGCUUUUCAUUUGGACAUAAAAACAACUUGUUUUCUCCAGAAAACAGAUGAUCAUGUAUCUGAUGUAAAUUUGUAAAAUGGAUAUGAAGCAAUAUAAAUGUAUGUGUAUGAUUUUUGAUGAAAACAACACGAGAAGAGAAAGUUAUUUCUGUUGGGUUGUUUUUGUUUGUGAUUUAUCAAUAAAUCUG